AUGGCCGACGGACUCAACCAGGCUCGCGCCCUCCGAGUGGCCGAGAUCAUCAACGACUACCGCACUCUUCUCAUGCACAUCUCCCAACAGAACGUCCAACCCCCUGCCGAUGACUACAACGAAGAGGGGUACAAAGUGAUUCGCGACGGUCUGGCAGCCGCACAGGCUCUGAUGACAUCCAACUACAACCCCUGCGCGACGCCAGCACAGUCCAACAACGUGGAGAUCGAGAAGGCAGAGUUGCGAAGGGUCAUUCUCGACGCCAGCGCCAGGCGCUUCCAAGCGCAUCGCAUCUAUCUGAAAGUAGCCGCCGCAAGACGAUGGGUGAUCAACCGACAGAACAUCCUGCGCGGACAACGGCCGGGUCCGCAGCAUGCCACGCAACUCAAGAACGCAAGCAACACUUUUCAUGCUGAACUAGCCCAAGUGACCGAGCAGCACGUGGUGGCGGAUCUUCGCGCAGCCGACACGCGCGCAGGCCACUGGCUGAACGACGAUCCAUCUCUGUCUACAAUCCUCCAAUGGAUCCGAUCUCACUCGUGA
Molecule: messenger RNA, 543 nt
Organism: Aspergillus homomorphus CBS 101889
Lineage: Eukaryota; Fungi; Ascomycota; Eurotiomycetes; Eurotiales; Aspergillaceae
Exons: 4
Coding region: 1-543 (180 amino acids)
Source: RefSeq, a predicted model, not a curated record